CGGAUCCAAUCUUUGGCCGGAAGCAAGAAGGCGGGAGCAAGAUGGCAGAGUCAGGUUGCUAAAAUGUGUCCUGUAAUCACCCAUGAAUCCGCCCAUGAGCGAACCUCACGUUUGCGUGAGAGUUAUCCAUCUUGCUUCGCUACAAGAUCUUUGCUUUGAACAUUGACUUGUCUAAUUUCCCCUUCUCAGCUCUCCCUCAACCCUCUGUCUCCACCUCGUCCUUUCAUCUUCCCCCCGCCCCAACUUGUCCAGCUUUGAGGAAACUUCGCCCGGUUUCACUUUCGUCAACCCGCCCAUUUCUGGCUUCCAUUAGAUGAAAACUUGAGAGGAUUUCAACCUCUCUCUGUCUCUGUCUCCCCGGCGGCCGCUGUUCCCCUGCGGGAGUCCCGGACUCCAGGCUGAAGAAAGCGCUCUGUGUGACGCCGGUGACUUUACUCCGCGCUGUUGCUGGGCGCCGGUGACAGACUCGGCCCCCGGGGUCAAACUGUGCCGUGAUUUCAUCCCAAGAUGAAGGGAAGACACAGGAUUGUACUGAUCCUACUUCUCCAGACAGCAAUGAUGGAGGAGUUCUAUGUGAUUGUGCCGGACUAUCCGGUGGUGGCCAUGGUGGGUGAAGAUGCCCUAUUGGAAUGUCAGAAGGUACCGGAUACAUCACUGGACGCUCUGGAGGUCCGAUGGUUUACAACGAGCCCGGGAUCACCGGUACAUUUAUACACCAGUGGCCUGGACGGAGCUGAGGUGCAGGACAAGGCUUAUCGAGGGAGGACGGAAAUCUUUCGGGAAGAGUUUCCCCAUGGAAACGCCUCGCUUAAACUGAAGAGGGUCAAAGUAUCAGAUGCUGGAAUGUACACGUGUUCCAUCAGCACCCCCACGUCCCAUCAGCAGGAGGCGCUGCGGCUGCAGGUUGAAGGAUUUGGUCUCCGGCCCUGGAUCCGCUUGGAGGAAAGCACCACACAAGGAGUACGUGUGGUGUGUAAGUCGGAUGGAUGGUUUCCCAAACCGGAGAUACAGUGGCUGGAUGGGAGUGGACAAGAUGUAACAGAACGGUCUGACACAUUGUUUACUGAGGACCCCAGCGGGAUGUUCACUGUCCACAGUCACAUCGAUGUCACAAGUGAUUCUGUGAACAGGUAUUCCUGUUACAUACGGAGUAAAAUACUGGGGAAAACACAAGAGGCCCAUCUCCAGAUAUCAGAUGAAUUAUUUCCUAAAACCAACCCUUGGCCGCUGGUUUUCUGGUUGUUUGUGGCCCUCGUGGUUACAGCUGCUGCUUUCAAUAUAAUGUUGCACAGAAAAGAAGAUAAAAUGAUUAAAGGUGAGAGCCAAGAUAUGGUGCCGUGUUAUUGCAUUCAGAAGGUUUAUAAAACGUUUAUAUUUU
Leucoraja erinaceus (little skate) is the source of this 1378-nucleotide messenger RNA. RefSeq names its product butyrophilin-like protein 1. The annotation marks the transcript as partial. The record is from RefSeq and is a predicted model, not a curated record. NCBI's taxonomy places the organism in Eukaryota, Metazoa, Chordata, Chondrichthyes, Rajiformes, Rajidae. The transcript has 5 exons.